Molecule: messenger RNA, 3036 nt
Organism: Nicotiana tabacum (common tobacco)
Lineage: Eukaryota; Viridiplantae; Streptophyta; Magnoliopsida; Solanales; Solanaceae
Source: RefSeq, a predicted model, not a curated record
GGUUUUUGUUAGUGAGACUAAAAAUGUUCUAGUUUAGCAAAUUUAAGGAUUAAAGAUGCUUCUGGUUAUAUUUAAGGGAUAAAAAUAUACCUAACUCACAGGUAAGGGACAAUUUUGGCAAAAAUAAAAUAAAAAUACAGGCGUUUAAAAAUCAAGCAGACUCGAAAACUUGAGUGCACCCGUCACUGGACUACAAGUCUACAACAGUAGUACAGUACAACACCCAGGUGCCACUUGAAAGCUGGGGGUGCUCUAACCCUGAACGUAGGUCCGCCUCAUAAACCUGUUAGUAAUACCAUUUCCUUACCGCGCAAUUUAUAUUUGAAGGCGCAGGCUUUUACCAAGCAAAAGUUGAAGGAGAAAAUCGCGGAAGUUAACUCUUUUAAUUUAGAAGAAAAAGAAGAAGCAUGGCGAUCGAAUGUUUAGUUUUGGGGGCAGGACAGGAGGUAGGAAAGAGCUGUGCUGUGGUGACAAUAAAUGGCAAGAAGAUAAUGUUUGAUUGUGGGAUGCAUAUGGGGUACCUCGACCAUCGCAGAUACCCGGAUUUCUCUCUAAUUUCUAAGUCUGGAGACUUCAACAACGCUCUCUCAUGCAUCAUCAUCACCCAUUUCCACUUAGACCAUAUUGGAGCUCUUCCAUAUUUUACUGAAGUGUGUGGGUAUAAUGGCCCCAUAUACAUGACGUAUCCAACAAAAGCGUUGGCUCCAUUGAUGCUGGAAGAUUAUCGCAAAGUGAUGGUUGAUAGAAGAGGAGAGGAGGAGCAAUUUAGUUCUGAGCAUAUUACAGAAUGCAUGAAGAAAGUUACUGCGGUGGAUCUGAAGCAGACUGUGCUGGUUGACGGGGACCUUCUGAUUCGAGCAUACUAUGCUGGACAUGUUCUUGGUGCUGCAAUGUUUUAUGCUAAAGUGGGUGAUGCUGCUAUAGUGUACACUGGCGAUUAUAAUAUGACACCCGAUAGACAUCUUGGAGCUGCUCAAAUUGAUCGGCUGCAGCUGGACCUUGUCAUAACAGAGUCAACUUAUGCAACCACCUUCCGUGAUUCCAAAUAUGCCCGGGAGAGGGAGUUUCUCGAAGCAGUUCACAAAUGUGUUGCUAGUGGAGGAAAGGUGCUCAUCCCUACAUUUGCUCUGGGAAGAGCUCAGGAACUCUGUAUGCUAUUGGAUGACUAUUGGGAGCGAAUGAAUCUUAAAGCUCCUAUUUAUUUUGCCGCAGGUUUGACUAUUCAAGCUAAUAUGUACUACAAAGUUCUCAUAAACUGGACCAGCCAAAAGGUGAAAAGUACUUCCGCAACACGAAAUGCAUUUGACUUCAAAAAUGUCCACAGUUUCGAUCGUUCCAUGAUAAAUGCUCCUGGACCUUGUGUUUUAUUUGCUACUCCGGGCAUGAUAAGUGGGGGAUUUUCACUUGAAGUUUUCAAGCAAUGGGCUCCGUGCGAACAGAACCUCAUAACACUCCCAGGAUAUUGCGUAGCUGGGACAGUAGGACACAGGUUGAUGUCCGCUAAAACUCCCGCCAAAAUAAAUGUUGAUGAAAAUACCCAGAUUGAUGUGCGCUGCCAGAUCCAUCAGCUGUCUUUUAGUCCACAUACUGAUGCCAAGGGAAUCUUGGAUUUGGUCAAAUUUCUAUCACCCAAACAUGUAAUACUUGUGCAUGGCGAAAAGCCCAAGAUGGCAUUGCUUAAAAAGGGAAUUGAAUCAGACUUCGGGAUCCCGUGCUAUUAUCCUGCAAAUAACGAGAUUGUGUGCAUUCCCUCAACUCUCUAUGUUAAAGCUGAUGCAUCCAGAGAAUUUCUUAAAAGUUCUUUGAGCCCAAAUUUCAAGUUUCUAAACACAAGUUCAAGAGCAGACAUUGAUUUGAUUCUGAAUGAGAGAACCGAGUCUUUUGUGCAAGUAUGUGAUGACAGAGUAGCUGAAGGGGUGCUCACCAUGCAGAAAAACCAGCACCCCAAAAUUGUGCACCAGAAUGAGCUAGUGGCCAUGGUAGGAGGAGAAAAUCAUGAAGUUCAGUUUGCUUACUGUUGUCCAGUGCGUGUCUCUGAUGAAUGUAAAGAUGUAGCUCCGUCACCAGGAGAAAACACGCCUCCUGUGCUUGAUAAAUGCCUGUGGCUACACUUAUUAUACACAAAACUAUCAAAUGAUUUUCAAGAUGUAACCUAUCAGAAUGAUGGAGACCGUCUCCAAAUAGAGUCAUUUACUGUCUCUGUGUGUCUGAAGGAGAAGUGUCCUCAUAGAACUCAUGUUAGUCCUGAUAGCACAUCUGAAACAGUAAACUUUUGUUGCUUGUGGUCAAUGGUAGAUGAGAAACUUGCUUGGAGGGUCAUUUCAAUCAUGAAGAAUUUGGAGUUGAAGACUGGUUAAGUUUUACUGCUUGCAACUUGGUCGUGGCAUUGGUGUCUAAUGCACGACCUUGCUUACCAACAUUCUGUUGGUCAAGGCAACCAUGAACAUGCAACUACAGGUUUCUCAAUCUUCUUGCCUUUCUACAUCACCGAAGUAAGCUCCAUUUUGCUGUCUCUUGAGAUAAGGAUGAUCUCUCGUACGCACAUGAAAGAGCCCAUGUUGAAUCUUAUGCUUCUCAUUUUGGAUAUUCUAAAACGAGUUGAUCAUCAUGUUAACUCGCAUUUCAGAUCCUCUGAGGAUUGAGGAAGCUGAUUGCGAGAGCCUAAGCCGAAUUUCAUUCUCCUUUCCUUUGCUAUGCUAUCAGAACACGAGAUGAUGGUCUGAAAUUUGGAGACUAGUCAUUGCUAGAGAGCGGUUUAUAAAGCAGAAACUUGUGUAAGGUUUACUUUCGUGUAACAGUAAUUUUUUGCUGCAAACCAUACAAUGCCCUAUGCUUGAAAAGGCCUAGUUUGGUUGAUGAGACCUAGGUCAAUUGGGGAGGCUGAGCCGCUGAGGUAACAAAAACCUUGAGGUCGUUCACUUCAAUUCAAAUUAUCUAGCAGUAGAGUUGUAAACCAACGUUUCUGUAGUAUAACACUCACGGAAGGAAAAGCGUUUCUUAUUAAAUAAAUAAAUUUCCUUGCUUUAGGACAUUUUA